This is a messenger RNA of Aspergillus fischeri NRRL 181, 501 nucleotides long. RefSeq lists its product as uncharacterized. The transcript has a single exon. Bases 1 to 501 code for a protein of 166 amino acids. NCBI's taxonomy places the organism in Eukaryota, Fungi, Ascomycota, Eurotiomycetes, Eurotiales, Aspergillaceae. The record is from RefSeq and is a predicted model, not a curated record.
AUGGUUGUCAUCAAUCUUGACCAUAUCAUCCCUUACCACCCUUCACUUGUCCUUAAAUCCCCAUCCAAGCCAUCACAACCGCGCGCCUCAGGCUCUGAGAUCUCAGAGCAUUCAAACUUCCCCUUAACGCCACCUUUAAAGUCACAUCCUCUCCCACCUCGCCCUCCGCUACCACCUCCUCGUCGUUUUAUUUCACAUUCCGCAUCUCCUCCCCUUCCAAAUUCUCCUUCAUCUGCAUUAUACUGCUCCUCUGGACCGUUGCAAAUCACCAAUGUCCCUCCAGUCCCUGAGUCCAGUAUUGAUAUACGGCUUACAACCGAUGCAAACAAUUUUGACAAAGAGUUUGCCAAACUUGACGCUACGCCCUUCAAAGGCCAGCCGUGUCUCAACCCAUCCAUGGACAACGACAAAUUCCAGCAAGAUGACGGUGGAGGUAACGUUGCAACGGGGCAAUCAGUUGGGUUAAGCAGCGGUAAGGAAAUCGCCCCCCUGCCAUCUUAG